This is a messenger RNA of Fonsecaea monophora, 3891 nucleotides long. RefSeq lists its product as hypothetical. Bases 1 to 3891 code for a protein of 1296 amino acids. The transcript has 4 exons. Gene Ontology annotation, cellular component: endoplasmic reticulum. Gene Ontology annotation, molecular function: misfolded protein binding; protein-folding chaperone binding. NCBI's taxonomy places the organism in Eukaryota, Fungi, Ascomycota, Eurotiomycetes, Chaetothyriales, Herpotrichiellaceae. The record is from RefSeq and is a predicted model, not a curated record.
AUGGCCGAUAGCGUGGUGACACAAGCCUUCUCUCUUGUGGGAUGGGCAUUCCUCCCUGCCUACGCUACAGCCUUCCUGCAGUCGAUAUACUAUCGUCUGACCAUUCGCGCUGGACAACCACACCCGCGGCCCGGUGAACCCAUAUUUGCCUACCAUAACCGCCGCAUACGCGUCUUGGUUUUGUCGCUCUACCUCAUAUACACCCUCUCUCAAGCCCUCUAUGACAUUAGACUCGCUGGAGACUUCUAUACCCUACUUGGAGUCACGCCGUGGUCGACAGAGCGGGAAGUCAAGAGUCGUUUCAGGAAGUUGGCGGCGAAAUAUCACCCGGACAAGUUGCAUGAGAAUGGUCAACCUUUUCCAGGGGCCGAUGGACUGUUCGUCCGAUUCAAACUGGCGCACGACACUAUCUUGGAUCCUGCAAAACGGUUCGCGUACGAUCGGUUCGGACCCGUCAUCGUUCAAGUCCAGCAUCCGGGGCUCAAAACGAUCCGAGACUAUGUGUAUGCUGGCCUUCGCUCAAAGGCUCCUGAAUAUUUGUCCAAUGCCGGGCUGCUUAUUUUGCUCAACUACAUAUGGCUGCCGAAAUGGGGACAAUUCUGGCGCUAUUUUGCGGUUGCCUGUAUGGCGUUUCUGGAGCUGUACUUCCUUACACACAUCUGGCAACCUCCGAGACUUGUGGCACUAUGGGUGUCGACGGCUCAGAGGCUCUUGCCAGAUCUCCUUCCACCACAUCUUCUUCCGUUCCAAAUUCUAGGCCUUGCCAGACGGAUGUCCAUGUCUGUCAAUAUUUUUAUCUCCCAACUCGCUCCUCCCAAGGCGCGGGAUCCGGCUAUGAGAGACCUGCAGACGCAGCAGCAGAUUGCACACUUGGCUCAGGCGGCGGGUAGAUUGGAUGCAGAGUCGGGAGGAUUGCUUCAAUUGGGAUUGAGUCCGUUUAAGGGAGAUGCAGAGAAGUCAGAUCAUCUGAGGGUGUCAGUGGCCGGAUUGGAGACCAAUGGAGACCAAUUUGGAGUGACAGUGAAAGACGAGGCUGGACCAAUCGUCCCCUCGAUCGCAGCCGCGGCGAUCAAGGGCCACCUUGGAACUUGGGAAAAACGAGCGAACGGAACCUUUUCUCCACCAUCCCAACGCGACUUGGUGCCAGGCCAGGGCUGGGCUGCUCAGAAUCCCGAUUAUCGCGAGAGACCUCGACCACUUCCACCUCAGACUCCCCUCAUCCUCACCUGCGACUCCUGCUUCUCGAGCCCUUGCGGUCCUCCCCUCAAGAUCUUGCACCAUGCUCAGCGCAAUAUGUCGUCGCCCUUCAAUAACACCUCGGCCCGCUUUAGAUCAUUUUGCGCCACAAACGAUGAUCUUCUCACCCUCCCAAGCUUGGACGACGCGCGCCGAGACCACAUUCCGGACAACGUUAACACCACCGUUAUGACCCCGUCCAAUGACUCUCGUCCCCCAAGUAGCGAUGGGAAAUUACGGUGUUGCUGUGGGCGGACAGAAUGUGCCUUUCUGGAGAACAACAACACUAUCCUGGGCGGCAUCGAGAGAGAUCUCGAGACCGCCGCAAGAUUGGGUCAGGCUGCGGCCGAAGAGAUGGAUUUCUUUAUGCCCUCAUCAGUUGGGUGUAGAGCCGCCGCAGGCGAGAGAAUGAAGACGAGCAGUGGGCUAACGUUUGCUCUUCAGGCACUUCUUAGCCGCCAUGAAUCCUACGUCUCCGACUCGGAACACGAGCACCAGCGGCUAACGGCCUAUAUCAACGAACUGGAGAACGAAAGGGCCACUUUGCAGACUGCAAACGACAAGAUUGUGGAGGAAAAUCGGCAACUCUUGACCCAGCUCGAAUCGGCCAAUACGUCUCUCAAGGAGAGCGACAACCAUGUCAAGAGCCUCGAAGCGCUCCUCCGUGACUGUGAAGUCGAGGUUAGAAGAUUAAACGGUCUCAGUCGGCGUACAGAGGAGUUGGAGCUGAAAAUACUUGAGAUGGAGAGGGAACGAAUGACAAUGGCCCAACAGGCAGAUGAUGCGAGAGGGGAAAUCCGGAGCACGAUCAAGCGGUGGAGAGAGAGCGAGAUCAAAGUGCGCCAACUCGAGCAUGAUGUUCAACGAAUCGAGUGGGAUGCAAAGGAGGACAGAGAGCGCUACGAAGAGAUCAUUGCGAGGCUCGAACGUGAACGUGUCUUGGAGAGGGAACUCGGGGGUGCGGAAGGUCGACUGAAAUCCGCUGCUGCGUUUCGCGGUCUCAACGCCAACGAGAAGAACAGCAAUGUGGUCGGCCACUUUGUGCGGGACAUCCUCCAAGACAACGCCAAUCUGCAGGCUGGUAUUGUUGAGCUAAAGGAGCUGCUUCAAGCGUCGAACGAGGAGGUGCAGAAUCUGAGAGAGCAGAUCCUGGAGCACCAGCCUGUAGACGACGGCAAUCCUGGGGCCAUCUCCACAUCAGUACCUUUGAGCGACCAACUAGGCUGGUCACAGCCCUCCGCGAGUGUGCAACAAUCCGUUCAUGUCCACCACCACUAUCACGCCAAACUUGCGAAGCGAGAUCGGGCUCCGACGAUUCGAAGGCCAUCUCGCAAAAGGACAGCGCUGGGUCUGGGUUUUCUUCCAUCCACGCCAGAGUCUUCUGCACCUACAACACCCAUGGCCGGUCCAUAUCGAGUCGUUUCCAGCCCGGUGUUGCCCAUCGCUCUCCAUCAGCCACAAGCCAUGAGAAAGCGAUGGUCUCUACAGUCCGCUGCAACCAGCUCAUCUGUAAUGUCGAGUUUCCCAAGUUCUCCGCGAUCGUAUCUAGAGCAAUCCAGCUCCAUUUUCGACCGAAUUGAAGCCGGCGAAGAGUCCUCCAGGCCUACGAGUCCCGAGUCGACUGGCGGUUUCAUAUCUCCCCAGCUCAAGUCUGCAUCUGAUUACGAUGAGAGAACAAAAGACCUACUGGCAGAAGAGGAUUUCCACGAUGACGCCACCGAAGUGUUUCCAGAGGACGAAAACACGGACGUGAAAGGUGAUGCUGACCUCCGCCAUGGAGAAGAGGUCAAAGAGUCAUCGUCUCGUGAUUUGACGCCCAAGCCCUCCCAACUUCUUGUCGGUGCUGAACUAGUGGACAACACAAUCCAGCCAGAGCCGCCAGAUAUACUCAUUGAAGGGGAAGCGGUGGCGAAUGUGUCAGACGAACCAACAGAAGAAGCAGAAAACAACACUCUGUCUCAGCCCACGACUCCAUAUAAACACGACGCGACCUCUAACCCUACCACACAACCCGUCCUUCGACGUACAUCCUCACACGACUCGCUAGUGUCAAUAUCUGGCAUGGAUAUACAUAUUGCUAAACGUCCGAGUUCUUCCAAAUCCCAGUCAUCGAGUGUCCUAAGGGGAAACAAGGCAUACUUUGCUCUGUCGCCGUCUGCGACUCGAAGGAUCGUUUCUGCACAGCCAUUGACUACCGUCACGGAAUACACGGCAUUGAGCUCUACGAUAUCAUUGGGCACAGAUUGGCCAGCCAACGUGUCAAUUGGAAAUCAGGUGCCACAACGGAGUGUCAGCUCGAGCGUCGCCGCAUUGAGCGGCUUGGCAGAUCUACCACCCUCCCAGUCAGAAAACCGACAAUCUUCAUCCUCGGGAUUUGGGCGUCUUCUCGGUGGAUGGGUGAGAGGCAAAUGGGGUGCUGCGCCCGUAAAGACCGAUGUCGACUUGCCUUCCCCGACCGCUUCAGUCACCACAUCGUCUUCGAGUGAAACCCAUGUACAAGCAUCGUUGCUUUCGUCGUACAUGGGCGGAAGGCCUCCUGGCAUCAAUCAGAAAGGACCUAUACCGGGGUUCAAGCCGGCGCCGAAGAUCGUGGGUGUACAGGUAACGAUGGUUGAUGAAGAGGGCCUGAAGGCGAGUUUGGCAGAAGGAUUAUGA